This is a messenger RNA of Trichophyton benhamiae CBS 112371, 1323 nucleotides long. RefSeq lists its product as uncharacterized. Lineage: Eukaryota; Fungi; Ascomycota; Eurotiomycetes; Onygenales; Arthrodermataceae. Bases 1 to 1323 code for a protein of 440 amino acids. The record is from RefSeq and is a predicted model, not a curated record. The transcript is spliced from 4 exons.
AUGUCCCUCGAAGACACGACAAACACGGCCAAGCAGACGCCGCAGCUCGACAAGCAGGAGACCAACCAGUCGACGGCGAGCGCUGGCGCGUCCGAUCCCUUGUCCGGCCAUCUGAACCAUCUGUCCGAGAAGCAGGUGGAGGCUCUCGAGGCCUUUAAGCAGCAGUGCGUAGAGCGCAAGAUAUAUACGCCGGCCAAGGACGGCCAGGCGGCGAGCCACGACGACUCGACUUUGCUACGGUUCCUCCGAGCUCGCAGGUUCGAUGUUAACGGCGCCCUGGGCCAGUUCCAGGCGACGGAGGACUGGCGGAGGGACAACGAGAUCAAUAAGCUGUACGAGAACUUCGACGUAGACUCAUACGAAGAAGCUCGCAAAGUGUAUCCGCAAUGGACCGGACGACGAGAUCGCAGAGGCAUACCGAUCUAUGUCUACACCAUCAAGGACCUAAAUAGCAAGAACAUGACGGCCUACUCCUCGUCUGCGGCCACCACUGCUACCUCGGCGACACACUCCUCGUCGAAGGUGCCGGCGCGUCUGCUGCGUCUCUUUGCGCUGUACGAGAACAUGGUUCGGUUCGUGCUGCCGCUGAGCUCACGCCUGAGCCGGCCAAACCCAGAGGUGCCUAUAGUUAAUACCACGAAUAUUGUUGAUAUAACCGGCGUUGGCCUGAAGCAGUUUUGGAAUUUGAAGGGUCAUAUGCAGGAUGCAAGCACCUUGGCCACUGCACAUUAUCCCGAGACCCUUGAUAGAAUAUUUAUUAUUGGCGCUCCAGUCUUCUUCCCCACGGUCUGGGGCUGGAUAAAGCGCUGGUUUGACCCCGGCACAACGUCCAAGAUAUUCAUACUCACUGCCGCCGAGGUGCAGAAGACGCUCUCCUCGUUUAUGGAUGAAGAGAAUAUCCCGAAGCGGUACGGAGGCAAGCUUGACUGGGACUUUGGCGAUAUGCCGAACCUGGACGAAGAAGCGAGAGCCCUCGUCGGGUCCAUCGAGCGAGUCGGCCAGUACGCUGACAAGCCGGAGGACAGCGAAGGGGCCGCACAGGAUGUAGCAACCAGAAAGGCCAACUUCGUCAAGGGCCCAGUUGUGAUCCACGACGACAAGAUAGAUGUCUACGGCAGCGUCAAGGGGGAGACCAGACGGAAGACCCUCCCGCUGCCCAUCAGCCCGAACGAGAAGCAAAACCCCGAACCUACGGAGCAGAAACAGGAGUCCGGCGAGACCUCUGAUGCCACCACUGUCGAGCUGUCCAAAGACCUAGAGAAGGCCGCUCUGUCUCGUAGCGAGAACGAACCCCCAACCGCCAGCGUUGCUGCUCAUGCGUGA